Molecule: messenger RNA, 2073 nt
Organism: Cuscuta epithymum
Lineage: Eukaryota; Viridiplantae; Streptophyta; Magnoliopsida; Solanales; Convolvulaceae
Source: the annotation of a GenBank genome assembly
UCUCAAUUCUCAUAGAGCAUUUAAAAUACUGCAUAAAUUUACUCACUAUAAUAAAGGAGAUGACCAUUAUUUAUUAUAAACUCAUACGUGUAACUUUAACAAAUGGAGUAAAUAUUCUUUCGUGCAUAAGGUCAUUCUAGACCCACUUGACUAAUCGUCCACUUCGAGGCUCUAAUUGGCUUAAGGUUUUGCAAUGAGUGUUAAUUAAAUGUAACAAUAAUUACAAUCUGACUAUUUAAAAUUAUAACAAUCUGAUAUGGAUUUGUUGCAGUUUGUCUUCAAACCUAGUAAUCAGGAAUUAAAUGUUUUGAUUUCAAUAAGCCAAUUUCGUUCUUUGUUUCAAGAGGUUGAAUCACAACUUCGGUCCUAACGUUCUGAUUAGGCAUUUCAACAAGUGACCCUCGGCUCAAUAAUGUUAGACCUCAUAAUCGUUUCCACUAGAAGUUUAACCCAACAUAUGAAUUUUAACGUCACAAUAAGGAGUUUCGGUCCUUGGUCAUUCCAACUUGUCCACGCUCAAUCAGCUCGCCGUCUGGGUUAGCCAAUUUCAUUCUUUGGGCUACUCCAAAUUCAUCCUCAACCUACUAACUACGAAAUAUUCUGCACAAAAUCAGAUUAUGAGAAUUUAGGUGUAUACCCCCCUUCUUUAUUGCUCCAGCAUUUAUUUCUUCAAAGUACCCGUUGCAAUCGCCAACCUGUUUCCUGUUAUUUCUCUGUACUUGUUUCUUUACUUCUCCUUCCCUAUCACAGAAAAAGAAAAACACUUUGAUUUUUAUGUUUCUUGAUCAUGAUUCAUACCUGGACUCCAUUCAAAGUGAAUGAAGUACUCAAAAGGGCCUAAAACAAAAUGGGCAUCUUCAAGAGACAUAAUUUCAGACACCCAUGUUCACAUCUCCUGCUUCUGUAUUUUCUGAUCGAUUCCGUUUCAGCGGUUCUUGAUUUCCCGGCGAGCAGAGCAGAGCUGUCGGCGCGUUCGCUCGACGCGCUUCUCCAGGAACGUGCAUUCCGGGCGCUCCUCCAGCCGAAGACCGGCAUCCCGUACGACGGGAAUGUGCCUCCCGGGAUGGCUGGGAUCGGAGUUUCGGCGUUGAGAUUGAGGAGUGGGGCCAUGAGGAGGAAAGGGUUCAGAGAUUUCCAUGAAUUUACUAUCCCGGCCGGAAUGGUGGCGCAGCCGUACGCGGAGAGGAUAGUUCUUGUUUAUCACAAUUUAGGCAACUGGUCCGGCGUCUAUUACCCUCUGCCGGAGGGUUACAUUCAUCUGACUCCCGUUUUGGGUCUGAUGGCUUACGACGCUUCCAAUUUGUCGGCUUCAGGGCUGCCGGAGCUCGAAUUACGGGCAUCGGAGACCCCGAUGUUGAUAAAGUUCUCAAGAUUUAAGCCGGCGCCAGCGUCGGCGUCGCCGGCUCCCCCCAAGUGUGUGUUCUUUGAUAUGCGCGGUUCGCUGGAAUUUGACAUUGUUGCCGACGGGAACAUAUGCAGAGGUACAAAGCAAGGGCAUUUCUCGAUGGUCGUCGAGAUCGGAGCUCCGGGAAAAGUGCCGGCGGCCACCAUUGGAGACCGCAAAAACAGUAGGGAUAAGAAAGGAUUUAACAAGUUAUUACUGUGGGUAAUUUUGGGGACAACGAUUGGAGGGGUUGUGAUGCUGUGUUUGUUGAUCUUAGUAUUAGUUUGUGCGAAGAAGGGAAGUGGGGGUAAGGAGGAGAAGAAGAAGCGGAAAAUGGAGGAGGCUUUGGAACGCGAAGCACCAUUGCCGACGACCGCCGUGAGACUCGCUACGGCGACGGUGGCUUCAAAGACCCGGACCAGGCCGGUGUUAGAUGAUGAAUAUACUGCAUAGCUCUUAAGUUUGUAGAACAGAAAGUAAGACUGUACUUACCAAUAACGUUUUUACUUUUUAGCUUUUAGCUUUCUUACAUUUUGGCAAACAUCGUUUGAUUCUUGGUCAAUGGUGUAAUAAUAAUAGGGAGUACAAUAGAGUAGUAGCACAUAAAUAUAUACAACCCGUCUGGUAGCACGAAAAUCAGCUCUUUUGGCUGAUUUUACUGAAAUUAUGAAGUUUUGGCUGAAGUGGCU